AUGCCAAAUAAAUGUAAUGAUUUUUAUCAACGUCUUAUUGAACAAAAAGUAUGCCUUUCCGAAUUUCAUUCACAAAAUCUACAUUCAUUCAAUGUUCAAGUGAAAGUAAUUCAUGAUAACAAUCAUCAGCAUCAUAAUAGCACAACAUUAAAUAGUUUGGAUUUUAAAAAAGAAGUCAAACUACGUUAUACACUAGAUAAUUGGCGAACAUUCACUGAAUGUCCAACAUUAACUUGUUUAAAUCAAUUGACACCAUUGACAUUGCCAUGCCAAAAUGAUCAAUGUAUAGAAACUUAUGAAUCGGAAGUGAUUCUCACCUUAACUCCAUAUGAAUCAAAAUAUAAUCAAUUAGAAUUUGCUGUAGUUUAUAGAGGUGAUCAUUUUGAGUAUUGGGAUAAUAAUCAUUCACAAAAUUAUAAAUGUUUUGCAAGUUCUUUCUAAUAAAUAAUUAAAAUAAUUAAUUAGUUCGCAUUGAUUAUUGUAUAAUUAUUAUACGGUUUCUUGUCUUUCGGUGUAUUAAAUUGUUUUUGUUUUCCAAUUUGAAAAAUUGAUCAUUGAACCAAAAAUG
Molecule: messenger RNA, 568 nt
Organism: Schistosoma turkestanicum
Lineage: Eukaryota; Metazoa; Platyhelminthes; Trematoda; Strigeidida; Schistosomatidae
Source: the annotation of a GenBank genome assembly